This is a messenger RNA of Pteropus alecto (black flying fox), 4910 nucleotides long. It is a transcript of the gene ARHGEF5, whose product is annotated as Rho guanine nucleotide exchange factor 5. The transcript is spliced from 15 exons. Gene Ontology annotation, molecular function: protein binding; guanyl-nucleotide exchange factor activity. Gene Ontology annotation, biological process: intracellular signal transduction; activation of GTPase activity. The coding region runs from base 7 to 4764 and encodes 1585 amino acids. The record is from RefSeq and is a predicted model, not a curated record. Gene Ontology annotation, cellular component: cytoplasm; nucleus. Lineage: Eukaryota; Metazoa; Chordata; Mammalia; Chiroptera; Pteropodidae.
GCCCUGAUGGAGGCUGAGGAGCCCCAACACGGAGCGUCGACUCCCAUCCCUGCCAUGGAGGAAUUCAGUGUUAUCCCUGAGGCUCUCACGAGCAGCUGUCAGACCCCUGCCGUGGGUCCUGAAGCCCAGGGAGGCCAAGACCCUUUCUAUAAGUGGGCAGAGGGACACCAACCCUUGGAGACCCAGCAGAGAGAUUUAAGAGAUGUAAAUGACUGUGCAUCCGAAAGUAUGACCUCUUUACCCAAGGAAGCCCCUGAAGAUGUGGAGACCAACCAGGAAAACCUUACGGCCGAGGCCCAAAACACUCCAGAACGCCAGGGUCCAGCAGACAGACAGGCAAAGACACCAGCUCCCCUAGAGCUCUGGGUUUGCCCUGUCCAGGAUGAGUGCCGGGACCCGGUCCCGAUACCCAGCGAGCUGAGCAGCAGAGUGGAGGUGGAAUUUAGCCCAGAGCUCACUGCCUUGAGACUGGGUGCUGGACGAGCAGAAGAGGAGGAGGAAACAUCUCCAGGUACCUCUGCUCAGACGAGGUGCUGGCCUUCCUGGGAAGAGCACCCUGCAGAGAGCCACCCACCACAGGACUCUGAGAGUAGGACCAUCAGGCAGGGGGAAGAGCUGCAGCCCGAGGGCGUGCAGGGAAGUCGAGGGAGAGAAAGGCUUGUGUGUCCCCAGGAGGCCGAGGGGCUGGAGGAGCAGGGACUAGAGGAACUGGACUUUCCAGGGGGAGGGACGCCGGGGGCGGCUGUUUGUUCUGAUGGGGUUUUAGGGGGGCGGAAGCAGGUGGGAGAGCAGGCUGAUGGCACAGAGGGAGGACAGAGACAGAGACAGGAGCAGCUGCAAGAGGGUGCCGGGCUUGCAAAACGAGCGGAAAGAGGGGCGCUGAACGGGGAAUCGGGACUUCCGAAUUAUGACAAGCAGGACAGCAAGUUGCAGGGCCAGGAAGAUCUGGAGCAGGCGGAACAGAGGGAGCGGGAGCCGAGAGGGCCGGGAGAGAGGAGGGUGGACACUCACCGCGAGGGGAACCAGAGCCUGGUGGGUGAGUCAGAAGAGGAGGAGGAGGAGGAAGAGGAGGAGGAGGAGGAGGAGGCGGCGGCGGCGGCAGCGGGGUCAAGCGAGGAGGAACCAGAAUCUUGGGAGGGGGCCGCGCUGCGGGGCGCGGGUGUGGAGAGGAGCACGGACCGGGGGGAAGAGCGCGAUGGUCCUCCCACACGGACUCCGGUGGCCCCUGAGGUCUCUUCUCCCUGCGACCUGCUUCCAGAUACCUGGGAUGCCACAGCCAGGAUUCCUGGGACUCAGACAGAGCCCGGGGCUGAGGAACUGUCCCCGGUAGCUCUGACUCCUACACUGGAGCCAGUAGGACGGUCCCUUCAGGCCAUUUCUUUACCUAGCUCCUUUCCUGUCCGGGAGUCAUCUGACCAAGAAACAGCUCAGGACAGCCGGCAAGAGGGACCCACGCUGGGGGAGGUGGCCGCUGGCAGUGCGUCGGACACCCCUCCGAGGACCCCGGGUUGGGGUCCUUGCAGUCCUGCUGAGGCCUCCACCUGCACGACUGCCUCGCCCUGGGCCAGCCCCCCGGUUGCCGUUCCCAGGAAGAAGCCCUCACUUGCUGCAUGUUCUCCAGACACCUCCGGAGCCUUUUCCUUGACUGACCAGCCACCUCUCUGGGGGGCUUCCGACACCCUUCCGGGCCCCCUCCAUGGCUGCCCCGCUGCAGAGGCCAGCAUGGACCCAUGGGCCAGCCCUCCGAGCCCCCCGGCCACCAGCGCAGGGGCGGCGCGUCACCCCCGGAGCAGCUCCUUCCCCGGCUCUCACAGGACGCAGCCGGCCCCGGACCUGGCGGGCGCGUCGCUUUCCUUCUCCCACUCGGAACUGCCCCAGAGGCCCCCCAAGCCCUCCGUCUAUGGUUCUGUGAUCCCAAGAAGGGACAGGAAAAGCAGCAGGGGCUGCAGCAGCAUCCCAGAAUCCCCCAGUUCAUUGUCCAUUUGGGGGCAGGUCCCUCGAGAAUCUACCCUCAGCCCAGAGAGGCCCGGCAGCCCCCGCAGCGCCCAGCCAUGGGGCUCCGUCCAUAACUCGGCCUUUGCCCCCGGGCUUCCUGCCUAUGGCUCCUCAGCUCCCUUUGUCUUAGCAGAUAUGCCGGUCCAUGAACCUCCACCGCCUCCUCCCCCAGAGCGGAGGCACGUCCACCCCGUGGUGGAGAGAGAUGGCCAUCUCGUUGCGAUCUCCACGCUGAGGCAGUGUAGCUAUCCUCCUCCGCUAGCCCUAAGUUUGGGGCCCCAUGGUCCCCCCAAAUGCCCUCUUCCCGAAGUUCCUGACCCCCUUGUAGCAAGGCAGUACCGACCUCUGCCCUCUACCCCGGACAGUCCCUGCCAUCCUCAGACCUCUUUCUCCCCAAAGCUGAGAUACAACAAGCCAUUACCUCCGACUCCUGACCUGUUGCAGCCCCAGCAUCCUCCUUUGCUUCCUGAUAAUAACCCAAGGAUCUACAGGCCGCUCCCCGCGGUUCCCGUCGUAGAUCCUCUCACUGAACCACCCCCGUUACCCCCGAAGUCCAGGGGGAGGAACAGGAGCAUUCAGGGGGGACUUGUGAGUUCAGGGGGUCCAGCCAAGCCAAGACCUGUUUGUCAGGAGUGGACAGUGUCCACUCCCCAUUCUGCUGGACGUACCUCCUGGCCCCCAGCCACGGGCAGAUCAGUGGACUCGCUGGCCUCCACCAGCAGGAGUAAGAGUGAAGUGGCCCCUGGCAUGGCUUUCAGCAACGUGACGGCCCUUCUGAGUCCCUCUUCACCAACCACCCCCUGGACGCUGGAGCUCCAGGAACCCGUCUCUGAAGCAGGGCUCUCAGAAGGGUCCAGGGCCCACGCUGGAGGAUCUCUGAGAAGAACAGCCCAUCAGGAAGGAGCCAACAGCCUGAGGCAGUCAGAUCUAGGUCGGGCAAGGCAGCCUGAAAAACCUAGCCAUCCUCAUCUGGAGAAGGCAUCCAGCUGGCCCCACAGGCGGGACGCAGGGAGACCAGCGGAAGGCAGCAGUGGACAGGCUGCCGUCUCGGGCGAGGGCUCCAGCAAACACAAGGGCUGGCAUCGGCAAGGCGUGCGCAGACCUUCCAUCUUGCCCGAAGGCGCUUCAGAUACAAGAGGUCCAGCCAUGGAGAAACCCCUCAGCUCUUCCGCCACCAUUGUAUUUCGGGAGAAAAAACCAAAGGAGCUGAUGGGAGGCUUUUCAAGACGCCGCUCGAAGCUCAUCAAUUCCUCUCAGCUGCUUUACCAGGAGUACAGCGAUGUGGCUCUGAACAAGGAGAUUCAGAGUCAGCAGCGGCUGGACAGCCUGGCAGAGGCCCCUGGGCCCGCCUCCCCCCGGCAGCCCCGCCGGACCCUGGUGUCCUCAGAGUCUUACCUGCAGCGCCUCUCCAUGGCCUCCAGCAGCUCCCUCUGGCAGGAGAUCCCCGUGGUGCGCAACAGUACCGUGCUGCUCUCCAUGACCCACGAAGACCAGAAGCUGCAAGAGGCUAAGUUCGAGCUGAUCGUGUCGGAGGCCUCAUACCUGCGCAGUCUAAAUAUAGCUGUGGACCACUUCCAGCACUCAGCCCGGCUCCGGGCAGUCCUUUCCAACCAGGAUCAGCAGUGGCUCUUCUCUCGUUUACAGGACGUGCGUGACGUCAGCACCAUGUUCCUUUCCGACCUGGAGGAGAACUUCGAGAACAACAUCUUCACCUUCCACGUGUGCGACGUGGUCCUGAACCAUGCCUCCAACUUCCGCCGGGUCUACCUGCCUUAUGUCACCAACCAGAGCUACCAGGAACGCACCUUCCAGAAUCUACUGAGCACUAACGGCAGCUUCCGCGAGGUGCUGGAGAAGCUGGAGAGCGACCCCGUGUGCCAGCGCCUUUCCCUCAAGUCCUUCCUGAUCCUGCCCUUCCAGCGCAUCACGCGGCUCAAGCUGCUGCUCCAGAACAUUCUAAAGAGAACACAGCCUGGCUCUUCAGAGGAAGCAGAGGCCACGAAGGCGCACCACGCCCUGGAGGAGCUCAUCCGAGACUGCAAUAACAACGUGCAGAGAAUGCGUCGCACAGAGGAGCUCAUCUACCUGAGCCAGAAGAUUGAGUUCGAGUGCAAAAUAUUCCCGCUCAUUUCGCAGUCCCGCUGGCUGGUGAAGAGUGGAGAGCUGACAGCUCUGGAGUUCAGCGUCUCCCCAGGGCUGCGAAGGAAGCUGAACACACGUCCAGUCCACCUGCACCUCUUCAACGACUGUCUGCUGCUGUCUCGGCCCCGAGAGGGCAGCCGCUUCCUGGUGUUUGACCACGCUCCCUUCUCCUCCGUCCGCGGGGAAAAGUGCGAAAUGAAGCUGCACGGACCUCACAAGAACCUCUUCCGCCUCUUCCUGCUGCACAACACGCAGGGCACCCAGGCCGAGUUCCUCUUCCGCACGGAGACUCAAAGUGAAAAGCUCCGAUGGAUCUCGGCCCUGGCCAUGCCGCGAGAGGAGCUGGACCUUCUGGAAUGUUGCGACUCCCCACAAGUUCAGUGCCUUCGAGCCUACAAACCGCGAGAGAAUGACGAGUUGGCUCUAGAGAAGGCGGACGUGGUGAUGGUGACUCAGCAAAGCAGCGAUGGCUGGCUGGAGGGCGUGAGACUCUCCGAUGGCGAGCGAGGCUGGUUCCCUGUGCAGCAGGUGGAGUUCAUCUCCAAUGCAGACGUUCGUGCACAGAACCUGAAGGAAGCCCAGCGAGUGAAGACCGCCAAGCUACAGCUGGUGGAACGGCAGACCUAGCUCUUCUCUGGGAGGAAUCCCCUGAGCGUAAGGACAGGAUGUCCUCAGAGAGGUCUGGCCCCGUAACUCUGCAAGAGGCCUUCCGCGGACCAAGAACUAGACCUCGUGAGAGCCCCAGGACCAAAGCCAGCUACCGGUUGCUGUCC